Messenger RNA from Venustampulla echinocandica, 483 nucleotides. RefSeq lists its product as uncharacterized. The transcript is spliced from 3 exons. NCBI's taxonomy places the organism in Eukaryota, Fungi, Ascomycota, Leotiomycetes, Helotiales, Pleuroascaceae. Bases 1 to 483 code for a protein of 160 amino acids. The record is from RefSeq and is a predicted model, not a curated record.
AUGGACGGUGACAACGCAAGCCGACAGAAAGACGAGAAAGAUGGACCGGGGAAGCGCAAGUACAGCGGCUCUCAGUAUCCGACCAAGGAUUGGGCCAGCUCCAUUGCCGAACAGCCCCUAUGCCCCUUGUUCAAGCUACCAACUGAGCUUCGUAUUAUGGUUUGGCAGUAUGCCCUCGGGCUAGACCAUUCUCACCCCAUUAUCCUUUCCCCAGAUUUCAGCGGACCACUCGCCAUGCGCCGCCAGGGUUUCCUGCGCUUUUACCAGAACGUGUUCACCAAUGUUUCAACGUCGUCACCCGCUGUCAUCCCGGUCUACCUCCAGUUGCGUCGUCUCUCCCGCCAAGCAUACGUCGAUAUUGUCAUGUCUGGGCUGCUUUACAAGAACGCCAUUUUCCUAUUCCAGGAUACGCUAUCCGACUACUUGCCAUAUUUGACUGGAGGCAAACCCCCCACGACGCUUGGGCUAUUAUUUCUGGCUUAA